CGUUCUCUUCAAUAUUAUAUGAACUAGUAUUUGAACGAAGAAUAUUCUUUUCGAUAAAUUCUCAUCAGGUUCUACAGUUAUAUAUCCAAAUUAAUAAUCCGAAAAAAUGGCCAGGUUAAGGGCAAAAUACAUCGUUUAGAGCAUGUGAAUUUAGGAUUGUGAUAAAUAAAAUACAAUAAAAUUCUUAAUGUUAAUAUGACUCAUAUCCAUGAUCUUGGUGGAGCUUUGUUCUCUGAGCUGGAUGGUUUGGUCGUGUCUUUUGGUCCUCUAUGACGUUGGUAUUUGCGGAUUCUGUAGUGUGCAUCCGUUAUCAUUAGGUGCACCAUUUUUCUUCCACUUUGCUCAGCUAUUUUCCAUCCUAAUGGGCAGUUGAUUGGAGGUCUAUAUCUUACAUUUGUUGGUAGAACAUGCUGGCGAAGACAUUCAUGGAGAAAAUAUAGUUGUUCUCGAGUGGAAGCCUUCCUUUUGGCGAAAUUCUCCCAUUUUCGAACAACCAGAAGCGUAUUACGCUCAUAUGAUUUUGAGAUGGUGGAGAAGAUUUGUAGCUCAGGUGGAUGAUCCAUGAUCAGAAUAAAUAUGGGUCAAAUAAGGUGAGACAGAAAUAAUAGUGCAAUUACAAUUCGAUCAAAUAAGUAAGACGUAAUACGGAGGGAGGAAUGCGAAGUGAAUGAAUCAUGUAUAGGGAGAGAUUAAUGAUGUUUAACCAAUAAUACGAAUAAUAAUAAUAAUAAUAAUAAUAAUAAUAAUAAUAAUAAUAAUAAUAAUAAUAAUACAAAGAUUUAUGAAUAAAGAUAACAGGAACAAUUACAAUUGACUACGAAAGGUCAUAGUCAAAUUGGGUCAUUCAAUAGUUAAGAUUACGAUUGAUUAAUUGGCCUUGAUGUUGGCCAGGGGAGGGGGAGUGGCUGAACAUAUUUCUUCUGUACGCAUAGCCCAGGUUUCUUAAUUCGGAUGGCUACUGCUUCAGCUGUUUGAAGGACUUUCAGUCUGACCGAUUUUGGCAAAAAAUUACCUUAUAAAUAAUUGAAAAAGAUUGGUUUAUACUGGCACUAUGACCCGUUUGUACUAAAUGGGCCAAUAUUGAGCUGUUCAGCUUCUUCAUCGAACCUUUAUUUAGCCACACUGGAAGGUGUUCACGAGCACGAAAAUGUAAAUUCCUAGAACUUCGACCAAUAUAACUCACUCCACAGGAGCAGUUGAACUGAUAAAUACAAAAUCAGGUGGUCAUUCUAGGUAAUUCAUCUUUUAGCUUCGGUGUAACCAUUGGGCGCGUAGAAAAUACUAAUCGUAGUUCUCCGGCGUUAAAAGACUUUUGUAUUGUCCUACGAAAUCUCUGAGUUAGUAUUUCGCUAGCCGCAUCCCCUCUGAAUUGUAGACGCAUGAACAGGGAUUUCUUCUUGACUGUUUGUAUUUCGCCUACUUUCGCCUUCGUGAUCAUAUAUUUAAUUAUAAACUUUCUAGGGUAGCCGUUCUCCCUGAGAUUAUUAUGCAAGGUGGUAAGCUCUUGUUCGACUAUAUCAGCAGAACAUAUAGUGCGAAUACGGUAACUAAGGUUUUUGAUCAAAUUUCGUUUGUACUGAAGAGGUACAAAGCUCAGGAAAUUCGUAUACUGCCCAGUCCAUGUACUUUUUCUGUUUAUACUCCUUUUUAACGAUCCAUCCACUUUCCUAGUCAAGAGAACAUCCGAAAAGGCUAUUCGGCCAUCACUCUCUUCUUCAGAUGUAAACUGAAUGGCUGGAUGCACUUCAUUAAAUCGCCUAAGAACCUCUUGCCGUGACGUAAUAUCUUUACAGAGGAUGAAGGUGUCAUCCACGUAUCUACAGUAAAAUGUGAAGAUUAUUCGCAACUUCAUAGCGAUGAGGCUGCCUACCCGUUUGAAACGUAAGUGAUUACAAGCUGGUUCUAGGAUGGAAAAGAAAGGUGUUGAGCCAAUUUUUUCUAACAGACUAAAUCUCGUACAAGAUAGUUUAAACCAGUCGACAAAAAGAAUGUAGUUUGGGAAUAUGCAACUUAGUAAUUUAGAGUUAGAUCCAGAGGGAUGUGUCUUACGGAAAAAAACAAUAUUAGCUAGAGCAUUGCGAUAGAUCUAUGAGGCUUACUGUGCGUCAGUAGUUAGUGUAUGCAAGCAAGGAAUAUCUGUGUUUCGAAUACUUGAAAUCUGAUCACGUAAUAGAAGGUAGCACAACACCAGAAAUCAGUAACCCUUUACUAUUGAAGAUUGAUGAUGGAAGUUGUAGUAUAAGUCGAGUAAGCUGCCCAAUCAGUUAGAAUGUUAGCUUGCUCCCAUGUAGCUUUUGCGUGCUAUGUAAAACGGACAGAUACAGUGGCAAUAGCAAGUGUAAGAUAUACGAGCAAACUUCAAUCAAGUUCGAGGAAAUUGAAAAACGACGUUUUAUGCAGAAGCUAGUAUGGCUAGUUUUGACUAAGGGAAUUAAACAUCAUAACUAGUUCCUGUCAUAUCAGAUUUAGUUCUCAUUUAGGUGGGCGGACUGUAGUGUCGAUUAGCUGAGGUAUAGAAGGCAAACUUGUGGUAAGUAGUAUUCCAGACCCAGGCUUUGAAAAUAUAUUUUAGAGUGACUAUAACGAAGGUGGUCGAUUAGGCGUAUCCGUGUACGUUCUACUUCUUUCAUAAGUAUGUAUAUCAAACUGUGCAUUAAUACUGUCAACGACUUAGACUAUUUGGUUAUGUUUCAUUUUAUUAGUGUGACCAUCACUGCUCGUCGUCGGGUAUAUAUUGUUUCCAAACGAUUAGCCUGGAUACAAGUAUUUUGGAAAUAGCUUAAAUGUUUUUGUAUUUUGUUUUCAGAUUAUAUCGUCCUACAUUGUCUAUAAUAAGUUGAUAUUUUAUUCAGCUAGUUUUUGUUUUUGGAUAUAUGCAUUGAGUUCUCGUCAAUUUAGUUCUAGUGUGAACUACUUGCUUUGGGAUUAGGGAAAUCAUAGUGCCCUAAUACUGUUAUCCAUCGUCAUACACAUCAAUAGUUUUAAGUGCAGACUAGAUAAGAAUCUUCCUGUAUGUUUUUCUUCUAAUUCAACCCAUGGCGUUAUCAGUGAAGUUACUUAAAAGGAGCCAUCGGUCCGGACAUUUUGAAUACUGUUGUUUCAGUCAGUCAGCUACAACGUAGGACCAGGCACAUAAGUGCAUCGGUCCAAGUUGCCAUAUCACAUUAGCACAACAAGAUGGACACCGAAUUCAUAAAAGUAGUUAAUUCAGAGGUGGUAAUAUAUAAAAGAAAGAUUGCAAUAAGGAUAUAGUACAGGAAGAAAGAAUUAGUUCGUAGAAAGAAAGAUAAGAAGCGAUUUUAAUCUCUUAGUUUAAGGGAAGACAGGGAGUGUAUACACCGACGCCAUUGUGAUCGAUUCUGAGCCAUGUCACCAAGAGUCUCCAACCAUUGGUUACGAUAGUCACGCGGACCCCAACCAAGUAGUCUGCAUCUACCAACAUGGCUCAGACUAGAAGUUAGUGACUUCAGGCACUGAUGCCACGUUUUGGUUUGGCCGCCCCUAACUUUCUUCCAACCAUCUCCAAUACCGGAUAGCAUUGCACGUCGUGGUAGUCGGUGUUCAGACAUACGUAACACGUGGUACAAGCAUCUCAGUCGAUGAAUAUUCACAACCUCUAACAGCACUCAAGUCCACUCUACUGUUGUCUCAAAUAAUUUAAAACUAUUCUAAGCCGUGACACUACUCUGACUAAUCCCACGCAAGCCAAAUAACAAAUCCGAAGUGUAAACGGUUUAUAAAUACGAAAAUUCAUAGUGGUUCUGGUUGUUGAGUGCUUUAGUAUCUGGUCGCAAGUAGUCAGCAGAUAUGAUCAACUUGCAUUUUACCAAAAAAGAACUAGGACCUCUCAGUCAAACUUCAAGUUCUCUCUCUCUUUCUGCAGGCCUUGAACGAACCAGUAUGCAGAGUUUUCAGAUUUUGAAUAGCAUCGAGGUACUUUAAGGAAUCAUUGAUAACGGGUUUUCCCAUAAAUUUACUGUAACCUAUGAAUUUCUGGUUACUGAUAAUGGACCAUCUGUCACUGGUCUAAAAAUGUUGAAAAUGCUUCAAGUAUAAUUUUCCGUAAUGAACUGCUUAAAAACUAAGUAACUAAAAAAUUGCACAUCGAAAAAUUGUUCACAGCUUCAAAAAUUGCAUAUUCUAAUAUUGACACAGAGAAUAUUCAUUUUUUGAAACUACAAUCUGAUUUAUGGACGAUUGAAUCAGUUCUAAGAUUACGAUUCUUGGAUGGUGUCUCAUUUUAACAUUAUAACUGGUGUUAGUGUGUAGUAAUAACCUUAAUUCUAUAUUUUUACUCUUAAUUUAUAACUCUAACAUCUAGUCUGUAUUCCUCAUGCUAAUUUAUAACCAUAUUUUCACAGUAGUCAGUGGUUGAAAUUCAUCAUACACAUAUCAUUAAAGAAAUGGUCUUUCUAUAUGAUGAAAACUAAUUUGAAGAUUAUUCAACACAUAUGUAUUUCACAGAUUGAAAUCAUGAGUCAGUUGAAGCUAGACCACCAUUGAAAACCUGGAAGCAUUGGACGGCCGUUUCGUCCUAGUAUGGGACUCCUCAGCAGUGCGCAUCCACGAUCCCGCACCACGCGGGGCUCGAACCCAGGACCUACUGGCUUCGCGCGCGAGCACUUAACCAUUAGACCACUGAGCCUGCAUCCAACGGUGUUAAUGUCUAACUUCAACCAAUCCACUGUGUUCUUUCUGACUUGUAUGGUGAUCGAUCCGUUUAUGACUGACUAUCGGAAUAUGUAUUGGAAAGUUAUGGGAAUUACUUAAUAAUAUAUCAGUUACAAUUUACCUUAUUCUGUUUUCGAAAUGCAAUUCAAUUCAUCAACUAUUUUCUUUUAUGAGAAAAAUUUCUAAGGUCUUCUGGUUAAUCUUAUCGGUACUUUCAACAUUCUAUUAAAUGUGUUACAUGUAACGUCUAAUCCACGAAUAUAAUACUUUAAUUUAGUUAAAGUACUAUAUCCACAAAUUGAAGCUGCGGUUAUAAGAGACUAUAGAUAUGAAAUGUUUUGAGGUGUAUAUUGUAUCUAAACAAAUUAUCUUUUAAUGAUUCACUAUAACUUCAAUCAAAUACUAUUAACUCAUUGUCAUUCACAGAUACCUUUAUAGGUUAUUUUUUUUAUUUCAACACAGAUAUCGGUACAAAUAGGCACCAAAUACAUAUGCGCCACACAAAUCUCAUUCGAUAUGUGUGAGGGCUGUGAUACUGCCCGGGUACCCAAAUCGAAGCAGGUGGUUUUCUUAGGGGGCCACUCCUCGAUCCUUCGACCUGAAGGUCUGAUCCACAAGGCAGUGGAGCAUCGUCAGGAGAUGCAGUCCCAUGGAAGCCGGUGACCAACAAUUGGUUCAUUUGUUCCCGCAGGAUACUGGAGCCCAUGUAAACCAUUGGUUUGGAAUCCGGUUAAAGCGUCGGACAUUCGCUUUUCGUCUUCUCAUUUUUGUAAACAGCACCCCCUCCACGAGAAGGCAGUGAAUAGGACUUCCCUGGCAGAGGCUAUAAACGCGUGGCGGACUCUCUCCACUCUCGGCCGUACCUGGGCAUUUGGGGGCCUUAUAGGUUAGGGUAAUUUUAUAAUGGUUUUUAGGAGAACUAACCGGAUAUCAUUUAAACUUUUACAUGAUAACUAAAAACAAUAAAACUCAAUCCUAUUUCAUAAGAGAGUCAGACACCCACCCCAUCACCAACAACCACCUACUUGACUAGAACGAGUUCCAUCCCACAUUAUUCUCAUUGUGAAGAAAAUAAUAAAAAAAAAUUUAUUUAUUGCAAUAUAAGUUUUAUUGAAAAUAAACUAUUCACUACAAAAAAAAAUGUACUUCAUUAAAAAAAAUUAAUAACAAACAUUAACUAAACUAAUAUUGAUUAAGAUAAAUUAAUAAACAAUAAUAAAUCAAUAAACGAUAAUAAAUAAAUAAAUAAGGAAAAUUUAUGGAUUAUUUAAGAUGAUUUAAUGUUAAAGCGGCAUUUCUUUGACGAUAUUUAUAAAUGAUUCCAAUAACAAUUGCAAUUAGUAAAAUUCCAGUAGCAGCAGCAGCUAUGGCGAUGAUAGUUCCGGUGUGAUCUUCUGGAACUAAUGAGUAAAUAAUAAUAACAAAAAAGUAUAAUUAAAAUCAGAUUUAUUUAUAUAUUUAAACACAUGAACAUUAGUACAAGGAGGUACCGAAUAGAUAUACGCCACAUAAAUCAUUCGAUUUGUAUGAGGGCUGGAAUAUUGUCCAGGUGCUUAAACUGAAACAGGUGGUUUUCGUAAGGGGCCAUACCCGGAACCUUCAACCUAAAGUUCUGAUCCACAAGUCAAUUGAGCAACGUCGGGAGAUACAGUCACAUGGUAUGCAGUGACCAAUAAUUGGUUCAUAUUGUCAUUUUUUCCUUCGGGAUACUAGAGCUCAUGUGCAUCAUUGGUUUAGAAUUAGGGUUAUCCAACUCCCCUAGAUAAAUCCUCCAUCUCCAAUAACCCGGUUAAAGCACCGGACAUUCGUAUUUUGUCCUCUCAGUUUCGUAGUUAACAUUGAUGCCGCGAGAAAGCAGUGACUAGAAGUUCCGUGGGAGUGGUUGUUUACGCAUGGUCAUGUGAAAGCAUUUCGAGAGAGAGAGGUGGCUCUCCUCACUCUCGGCUGUACCAGAGCAUUUGGGGGAAGAACUAAUCAGGUAUAAGAUAAUAGGUCUUGGACUUUGGCGCGAAAUUCAUUCAUCCAUUUGGAUAAAUGGUGUUUUGGUAUUAUAACUGAUGUCAGUUCAUGAUGAAAACCCUAAAUCUCAUUUCUAACCUUAAGCCCAUCAAUUGUCAUUCAUAAUUCUAAUUCCACAAACUGGUUUAUAACCCUUAUCUGGUCUUAGUUAUUAGGUGAACACACGUAGAAUUUUUUACAAAAAGAAUACACCACUAACUGGUUCUUUAUUCAGUUAUUCAAUACAAAUCUAUCAUAGUAGUAUGUUUUAUAACCUAAACGUAACUUACACAAUCUGUUAUAGCAGUAUUGGGUUGUGGCGAUUAUUAUAUUUUUUUGAUUGAGAUCAUGAACCGACUGAUGUUAGACCGCCAUUGAAAACCUGUAAAAGUAAUGGACUGCCGUUUUGUUCUGUUUUGGGAUUUCUCAGCAGUGCUUAUCCACGAUUCCGCUCGUGAGGUUCGACUCAUGAUCUCGACCAACAUAUAAUUAUCUCCACAACCCCGUACUGAUAAUUACCGUGUGCUCACUAGUGACUAGCUUCGUGAGAGAAUUCUCGGAGUUCUAGUUAGAAGUCGUGACCAAUGGAGCUAGUCCGUGUCAAGUAGAGAUAGCUAUCUACCUCAGUAUAAUAGAAGAUGGUCGCGCAAUUUCGUGGAUUAGUUGAGGUUAGACAUUAACAGUGUGGGAUGCCGGCCGGCUUAGCGCGAGACCGAAGUCCUCGGGUUCGAAUCUGGUGAUCGGGAUUGUGGAUGCACAAUGAUGAGGAUUCCCAUACUAGAACGACAUGGCCGUCCAGUGCUCCCAGAUUUUUAUUGGUGGUCUAACAUUAAUAUUAGUAUUGUAGUGAACGAGAACACUAGUUGGGACAAUCAAAUGUAUUUUAUUAUCAUACUAUGAAUAUUUUAUUUGCAAAAUAUCCAUUAAUUGUUUCGGAUUUUGUUAUUAUUUCAUUUCUAUAUCAAUCACUCUCUGUUCGUUUUCUCUUCUCUUCUCAACCUUCUACCUUCAGUCAUUUCACUUUCGGUUGAUGACACAUACUACUUAUAUCUAUCAACAUCAGUAGCAUACAUCACAUUAUAUGUGUAAACAAACAAAACGAAACAAUGAAUAAGGAUUAAUUAAUUCAGUGUCAAUGUGUCACUAAUAUUAGUAAAAUGAACGUUUCUAUUAUCUUAAGGUAUAUAGGUUUCUUUCUUUAUAUCAUCUUAAGGUAUAAGUCUAAUCAAAAUAUGUUUGAAUGUUUCCAUUGAUAUUUAUGUCUGUAAUUGAUCAGUCUCUCUUAUUGGCACAUGUGUAUUCUGUGCUGAUUGCGUCGAUAUUGAUAUUUAGUCAAAAAGAUUAUCAGCAAAGAUAGUAUAUAAUGAGUAAGAUAAGAAGUGCACAAACCUACGUUUACAUAAAAAUAGUCAAGGUUGAUAAACGAAUAAUUAGGAAGAUCAAGAAUAUAGCUUGAGAAGAAUGAAUAAAUUGCUCUGUUCGAAUGUUAGAAUAAUUUAUGUGGGCUUGACAUGGUACUAGACACUACAAGCUAAUUAAAUGAGCAUUAAUAUAGAUUAAUUGAUUGAGAAAAAGAGACUAACCUUUUUUCGUACGUUUCUUCUUCUUCUUUAUUAUUGCUAUAUGAUAAUUAAAUAAAAGAGACAAGAAAUGAUCAAUUAAUCUCAUAGGAUUACUACCCUCUCAGUGAAUGCAAAUAAACACAAACCAACAAUGAAAAUAUAAAUCAAUGUAUUAGAUGUGAUACAAAGAGUAUGAUUGAAGCAGGAAAUUGUGUACAGUGUAACGUGUGUGUGUGUGUGUGUGUGGGUAUGUAUGAUGUUAAUCGUUAUGGUUGUGUUGAUUGUAUUCUACCUGAAUCUUGAUAUUAUGAAUACGAUCUGAUCAAAUCAGCAUGGAUAUUAAUUAAUGAAGGUAUAAAACGAAACUCACUUUUAGUUUUUAAUACAAUCGUUUCUAUAUUUUGAUUAAAAAUAGUGAGAAAAAGAUUAAUGAAUAGAUAAAUGUGUUAGUUCAAAAUGAGACAGAAUAAUGUAUACCACAAUCGUCAUAAACGUAGAUGCUUCUAUGAUAUAAUGGUUUAACUUACCUACCCUAAUAACUCAAUUGAGGUGCAUUAGCUAGAAUACGUGUCUCUUGAUGUCCCAUCAUACUAGACAGGUAGAUUGGAAAAUGAUAGAAGGAAAAGCAGAAACUCGAAAGUGAAGUCGUACUGUUGGCUGUAUAUAGCUGUGUUGAAUGAAAGGUAUAUUUUUCAGACAAUCAACAUCUAAAGCGAUAUUACUUUCUUUCAACGAUAUAUAUGUGAUUUUUUUCCCCAGUCCUUUAUUUAUGUGGCUUUCCUAACUCUUUUUCUACCACUUUAUCAACCAUUCACUUAGUCAAAUAUCUUAAUUGCUUUUUUAAUUGAUGUCCCGAACGACUAUAAGUUAGACAGCAAAAAUCUCGGAGAGUUGGAUGUCUGUUUCGUUCUUGUAUAAGACUCCCCAGUAGUACGCACCUACAAUACCACAACUGAGAAUCAAACCUAGAGCAAAUGAUAUCACGUACAAACUCUUAACCUAUAAACCACUGAGCUGAAAUCUGAGAGUCUUAAAGGCUAACGCUAAUCAGUAGACUAUAUUGUUUUCGGUGGGUAACGUCAUUGCAUCAUCUUGCUUUUGAGAUGGUCAGAUAUACUUAGUUUAAAAGAAAAAAUAAUAAUUCCAUGAAAAUUUUUUUUACUAACUUUUAGUUUCCACAUUAGAUAACUUCAGUCCGGUUUUGUUGUCUGAUUUCUCAUUACCAGAAUUAAUAAUAUUUGUAAAUGCUUCUGUAGUCAGUUCUUUUCCUUGAGGAGUUGGAAUUUCUAUAUUCGCUGUUCCUUGAAUACCUUGUUCUCUAUUUUGAUUUAAGGUCGCGUCUACCUGUCUUUUCAGACGAUUUGAGGACUCAACUGGUGUGAAUGUAACAUUAGUACAUUUUGCAUCGUUUGACAAUGAUGGAUUUCCAAGUUUCAAACUACUUAAAAUCUGUGAAUUUUAUAAAAACGGAUAACAAAUUACUAAUUAACGUUUUAAUCAAUGAAGGAAUCAUUGGAUUUUAGAAAAUUAUGAGUGACAACUAUUCUUGUGCGUUGGUCAUAUGUGCCAAUCAGUAAUCAUUACUACUAUAAAUAUAUUAUUUAUUUAUUUAGUUGAACACAUAAAUAUUGGUACAAGGGGGCACCAAAUAUAUAUGCGUCACAUAACAACAAUGAGAAUGGGAAAACAAAAAAGGAAGGUAAGGAGCGUAAAAAAAAAGAACAAUAACGAACAGAUUACUGUAAGGUAGUGUAAUAAUAAUAAUAAUAAUGGGGGAAACGGAAAGGCACAAUCAGAAGAAAUCUUUCGGUUCAGGAAGAUACAACCACUUUUUUAUGAAGUAAAAGAAGGUUACAGCAGGAUCGCCACUGGCUUCUAUUCUGAACCAUAUCUGAUAACGUCUCUAGCCACUGUGUUGCACCAUCUCUAGGACCCCAACCAGGGAGUCAUGAAGGCACAACAGAUGCCAGUCCUGUGCAACUUUAGUUCAUGCCACGACACCAUGUCAUAUAACGACCACCUCCUCUUUUUCCAACCAGCCCCAGAGUCGGCAAAUAAUGCACGACGUGGAAUUCUCUGGGACGACAUUCGUAGAGCAUGUUCAAGCCACCGAAGUCGGUGUUUCAAGAUGGUGACACCAAUUGCAUUAUCGUCUCUGCGCCCGAACACACGAUGCCGAACCUCUGCAUUACUGACAUGGUGUUGCCACUGGAUGUCAGCAAUCUUUCGGAGACAACGAUGAUCGAACACAGAGAGUCGUCUAACGUCCUCAACUCGGAGAGGCCAGGUUUCACAAGCAUAGAGCAGAACUGCUCUCACCGACGCGUUGUAGAUCCGACCUUUUACAGCCAGACUAACAUCACGAAGGCGCCAAAGGUGGCCUAGAUUGGCAUAAGCCGCUCUAGCUUUCACUAUUCGUGCAUUGAUCUCAUCACUCUCACCCCCACCAGCACUUAUGCAGCUACCCAGAUACACGAACUUCUCGACUACGUCUAUGUGCUCACCAUCCAGGGUGAGUACAGGAUUGGAAUCCUGCCAGUCUUGUAGAAGUACUUUGCACUUCGAAGGUGCAAAGCACAUACCAUACCUACGGACACUGAUUACCAACUGAUUAAGUGAGGAUUGCAUGGCUUAGGCAUUAUUGAUAAGUAUGACGGUGUUCUAACAUAUGGCGGAGAGUGAAGAUAUGAUCAGUACAUCCUCGACGAGAACGAAUAUUAUUAUUAAAUAAUCAAUCGUCAGUGAAAUUCCCACACUUUCUCUCAAUUCUAAUCUUGAUGAUAUCAGUUCAUAAUUCACUAGACAAGUAUGACUCCUUCAAUUGAUUAUGGAAUAAACUUAUCACUGAUGAAACCUUUUAUUUAAAAAAAUACAAUUACUAAUUUUAAGUAAUGGAUUGUGGAGAUUGUUAAAUUUUUGAUUGAGAUCAUGAAUCGAUAAAUGUUAGAUCAUCAUUGAAAACCUGAACGCAUUGUACGAUCAUUUUGUAUAUAAAUUCUCAACAGUGCUCAUCCACAAACUUACAUGCAGAUUCCACAGAAAAUUUUAUAAUUCUAUAUAAAUUUAUUCAUUAAAUACAUACCAUCUUUCCAUGUAAAUCAAUCAAUGCCCAAUACGAAUGAUUAACAAGUUAAAUGGAGAGUAAGUGAUGGCAACUGAUUCAUAUGUUUACUAUGAAGUCUAGAAUUACAUUCACAUAUACUAUCUAUAAUUAACUAUCUAUUGAAAGCAAAUUUACAAAAAUAAUAUUAUACUCACUGAAUCACAAAAUAUAGCUGCCAAAUUAAUAUAAGCUGGAGUACUUGUAUUUGUCAAUUCAACUGACCAAUAUUGUGGUAAUGUUUCAUUCUCUAUAGCCAAUACUGACUUCACUUCAAAUGUUGGUACUAUAGAAAUAUAUAGAAAAUCAAAUAGUCGUAGUUUCUGUAUUAUUGGCAAAUAAAAGUUAAAUUAUAAUAGACAUUUACAAUUAUUAGGAAAUUAUGUAACCAGUGGAGCUAAUCCUUGUCGGGUAGAGACAGUUAUCUACUUAAGUACAAUGGAAGUUGGUCGCGCAAUUUCGUGGAUUGGUUGAUGUUAGAAACUAUCACCAUUGGAUGCCGGCUCAGUGGUCCAGUUGGUUAAGCGUUCGCGCGCGCGAGACCGAAGGCCCUGGGUUCGAAUCCCGCUCGCGAGAUCGUGGAUGCGCACUGCUGAGGAGUCCUACAAUAGGACGAAACGGCCGUCCAGUGCUUCCAGGUUUUCAAUUGUGAUGGUCUAACAUCAAUUGGUUCAAGAUCUCAAUCAAAAAAUUAUGUAAAAAGCGAAAAUAGAUUUAAGAAUUAUGUGUAUAAUACAAUAGCAACUAUCAAUAUAACAGGACUGGCAAAAAAAAAUUGCAAAGACAAAUUAAGAGAAAAGAAAGAAGUAUACAGGAAAAGACAAAAGAAAAAAGUAUAAAAAUGAAAAGAAAAGAAGACUGUAAAAGAUGAAAAUAUACAAAAAAAAUAAAAUAAAAUAAACAAUAAACCAGUUUGAAGGAUUUGACAAGCAUAUUUAAUAAAUAAACAAGAGUAAAACAUAAGAAAUUCAUAAGAAUUAAGAUAGAAACAAAACAAGAUUUCAUAAGAAGCCAGAUCGAGAGAAACAAAAAGAAAAUCUGUGACAAUGAGAACGUGAAGGAAAAAAUAUUAAAGCAACAGUAAAUAGAAAUAAAGAACGUGGAAUAUCUAAAAUAUAAACAGAUACAUAGAUGUAUGAAGUAAAACUCGAAGCCAAGAACAAAUGAUAAACAUCAGAGUGUACGUAUAACAUUGAAUGUGUCAGGCUAAUAAAGCAUAUACCAAUAUGUAUUGAAAAAAACAAACAAUUAUCGAUUAAAUUGCGGAAAAAACAAAUGAAAUAUAAGUAAACAAAGAAAAGAAAAGGAGCAUCAAUAAAAAUUGACACAAAUAAAACAUCGCAUCCUCACCUUCAACAAUAAUAUCCACAGCAAUUUCGCGAACAGGAUCACCUUCAUUGAUAUCUACAAGGUGAUUGAUUGAAAACCGUGAGUCAAGUGGUCAAUGCACACAUGAAUAUUCCACUCGACAAUGAAAGUGAUCAAAUGAGAUUGACUUGUGCGUGUCGAGUGAUCAAUGAAUGUUGUGUGAUUGUGAAAUUGUCAAGUGUGAAUGUGCAGAGAGAGAGACAAUGUGUGUCAGACAGUUUGUCAGGUGGAAACACAGACGGUGGACGAACAGACAGAAAGACAGUGAGGCGGAUAGACUGUCAGACAGACAGAGAGAGACAGACAGACCGACCGAGCAGUAAUCGGCAAUAUUGUGUGACGACCGACGUUGUUGUGAAUGGAGAAGGAGAUUGUGAGCGCUGGUGAUGUGAGAAGUGGGAAUGUCGUGGAUUCAUGUAGAUUUGAAUAUAAAUAUGUUUAUGUUUAUAUGGCUAUAUGUUUAGUUGGAGAGGGAAUGUGUUAUAUGUGGAGGAAUGUGAUUGAAGCAAUGAUUGAUUUGAUAGUGAAAUGUGUUUAAUGUGUGAUGUUUGAUGGUUGUGUAUGUGUAUAAUAGAGGUGAUAUGAAGUGGUUGAGUGAGUGAUUGUGUUAAUAAUUGAGUAAUCUAGUGAGCGAGUCAGUGAAUGUGAGUGAUUGUGUUUCGCAAUGUGUGCGUGUUCACUUGUGUGUGUAUGUAUGUAUGUAUGUAUGUAUGUAUGUAUGUAUGUAUGUAUGUGUUUGUGUGAAUGUGUCAGAUAAAUAGAGCGUUUGUGUGUAGUUGUACCGGACUGAUGGUUCACACGUGUGUCAGAUAGUCAAAACAAUAUGAAUAUACAUUGAUGCAAAUGAUUUAUGAGACACUUACCACCAUCAUUAGAAUCCUCCUUUUCUUCUUCUUCAUUGUUGUCACCUAGAUUCGCACCUACAAGGUGAUUGAUUGAAAACCGUGAGUCAAGUGGUCAAUGCACACAUGAAUAUUCCACUCGACAAUGAAAGUAAUCAGAUGAGAUUGACUUGUGCGUGUCGAGUGAUCAAUGAAUGUUGUGUGAUUGUGAAAUUGUCAAGUGUGAAUGUGCAGAGAGAGACAAUGUGUGUCAGACAGUUUGUCAGGUGGAAACACAGACGGUGGACGAACAGAGGAAGAGACAGAAAGACAGUGAGGCUGAUAGAGAGGCAGAGAGAGGGAGAGAGAGAAAGGGAGCGAGAGAGACAGAGAGACCGAUCGAUCGAUCGAUCGACCGAACGAGCGAGCGACUGAGCAGUAAUCGGCAAUAUUGUGUGACGACCGACGUUGUUGUGAAUGGAGAAGGAGAUUGUGAGCGCUGGUGAUGUGAGAAGUGGGAAUGUCGUGGAUUCAUGUAGAUUUGAAUAUAAAUAUGUUUAUGUUUAUAUGGCUAUAUGUUUAGUUGGAGAGGGAAUGUGUUAUAUGUGGAGGAAUGUGAUUGAAGCAAUGAUUGAUUUGAUAGUGAAAUGUGUUUAAUGUGUGAUGUUUGAUGGUUGUGUAUGUGUAG
Schistosoma haematobium is the source of this 14208-nucleotide messenger RNA. RefSeq lists its product as uncharacterized. The transcript has 2 exons. The record is from RefSeq and is a predicted model, not a curated record. Bases 12784 to 13086 code for a protein of 100 amino acids. Lineage: Eukaryota; Metazoa; Platyhelminthes; Trematoda; Strigeidida; Schistosomatidae.